AUGGUUGAUGAAGCUCGAGAUGAAUCUAAAAAGGAGCAAAUGUCAAUUGUCUUGAGAUUUGUUGACAAAGAUGGUUAUGUGCAAGAGCGCUUCUUUGGAGUUGUUCAUGUUAAAGACACCAUAGCAUCAACAUUGAAAGAAUGUAUCUUUUCUGUCCUAUCUCGUCAUACUCUUGAUGUUCAAAAUAUUCGAGGGCAAGGUUAUGAUGGUGCAAGCAACAUGCGUGGUGAAUGGAAUGGAUUGCAAGCUUUAAUUUUAGGUGAAUGUCCUUAUGCUUACUAUGUUCAUUGUUUUGCACAUCGUUUGCAAUUGGCACUAGUUGCUGCGUCGAAGGAAGUUAUCCCAGUCCAUCAUUUUUUUACCAAGUUAAACUCUAUUAUCAAUGUUGUUAGUGCCUCAUCUAAGCGUAAUGAUCAAUUAAAAGCCACUCAUGCCUCAAAUAUUGCUCAUUUACUUAAUAUUAAUGAUCUUGAAAGUGGGAAAGGACUUAAUCAAAUUGGUUCUUUACAAAGGGCAGUUUUAUUGAAUAUCAUUGAUGAUGGAACUACACCCGCUCAACGUGGAGAUGCUGAUGCAGCUUAUGAGUCUCAAGAUAUUUUGAAUGCAAUGCAUCUUGUUUCAUCUACUAAGUUGCUCAUUCAAAAAUUGAGAGAUGAUGGAUGGGAUGAAUUGGUUGCGGAUAUGAAAUCUUUCUGUCAAGCACUUAGUAUACCUAUACCGGAUUUCAAUGCUCAAUAUAUUGCAAGAAGAGGAAGGGCUCACCAUCAACAAGAUGAAAUUACAGUAGAUCAUCAUUAA
Molecule: messenger RNA, 798 nt
Organism: Zingiber officinale
Lineage: Eukaryota; Viridiplantae; Streptophyta; Magnoliopsida; Zingiberales; Zingiberaceae
Product: zinc finger MYM-type protein 1-like
Exons: 3
Coding region: 1-798 (265 amino acids)
Source: RefSeq, a predicted model, not a curated record